Messenger RNA from Epithele typhae, 924 nucleotides. RefSeq lists its product as uncharacterized. The coding region runs from base 1 to 924 and encodes 307 amino acids. The record is from RefSeq and is a predicted model, not a curated record. The transcript is spliced from 5 exons. Gene Ontology annotation, biological process: fatty acid metabolic process; DNA damage response. Lineage: Eukaryota; Fungi; Basidiomycota; Agaricomycetes; Polyporales; Epitheliaceae. Gene Ontology annotation, cellular component: mitochondrial matrix.
AUGCUGUCCCCCACGUCCGGCACCCUCUCUGCCUUGCGCAGGCUCUCAACCAGCUCCUGGCGAGCCCCGGCUCCGUCCCCUUGCUCUCCCCCGACUCGCCGGCGGUUCAGCUCACGCGCCUCGCGCCAGCUGCUCGAACACCCCAGCUUCGCGUUCUGGCCCGCGUUCUUCUCGGAGCCCGAGCAGCGCGUCCUCCUCCGCGCCGCGCUCCAGAAGCUCGACGGCCAAGAGAGACCCAGAGCGCGACGGCGCCAGCGCGACCAUCUCCGCGCGCACGCGCCGCACGAACCGCCGCGGACGGGCACGCCCCCGGCCGAGUUCUGCCCGGACGAGCUGUACACCUUCCAAGAGGCGCGUCGCCCCGCCCCGCCCCGUCGCCCCGGCCCCGGCCGCCCGCGCGCUGACGGCCACUACGACGGCGUCAUCCGGCGCUACCGCGAGAUGCUUGUCACCGCGUGGCCGGAGGACGCGCCGGAGGUCCGCCCACUGCUCGAGCGCCUCCGCCGCCUGCACCCCGCCGUGGACACCCACACCCACCUCCUCCACCUCGCGUCCGACGGCCAGAUCGACCCGCAUGUCGACCAUGUGGACGCGUUCGGCUCCUGGAUCCUGGGCGUGUCCCUCGGAGACGAGCGCACGCUCCGCCUCCAGAGCCACCACGAGGGCGGGGGCGAGCCCGUGCGGUACGAGCUCGCCCUGCCGUCCGGGAGCGUGUACAUGCAGAGGUGCGCCGGUCCGUCCCCGUCGUCCCAGGCGGCGACUAAUGCCCCCGUGCUGCGAACGCGCAGGGACGAGCUACGUUAUCAUUACACGCACGCCAUCCUGCCCGCACACCCAUCCCGGGCAGCCAGCGGCGGGCAGCGCGUGAGCAUCAUGAUCAGAGACCGCCUGCCCCCGGGAAGCCCACCCACGGCACCGUCGUGA